Molecule: messenger RNA, 1776 nt
Organism: Penicillium maclennaniae
Lineage: Eukaryota; Fungi; Ascomycota; Eurotiomycetes; Eurotiales; Aspergillaceae
Exons: 4
Coding region: 1-1776 (591 amino acids)
Molecular function (GO): monooxygenase activity; flavin adenine dinucleotide binding
Source: RefSeq, a predicted model, not a curated record
AUGGCAACUGUCGAGGUUGGGACCCGUACAAAGGAAGAGCUCACUCUGUCGCGAGAGAGAGUCGAGCCUGGCUCCUUCAACAUCCCUCUUGGCACUUUCCCACAAACAUGCUCUGAGACCCCCGAGGACCCUGACAGAAUUGCGACCUCUGUGAUCGAUCAACUAAACAGUGCGCUCGGGGGCAAGCAUACCAACACUUUGUCGGAGCUUUUUAUCGAAAAUAGCUACUGGCGUGACCACCUGUGCUUCUCCUGGGACUUCCGGACUCUCAAGGGCCGCGAUGCAAUCGUUAAAUUUGUGACCGGAAGCUCCUCUGCUAUCAAGUUCGAGAUUGAUCGCUCGUCCGCUUUUAAAGCACCGCAUAAUGGCCCUAUUGAUGCAUAUGGCGAGGUCCAUGGCAUUGAAUUCUUUGUCAUUGUUACUUCCAAUGUUGGACACGGUCAGGGCGUUAUCAGAUUGGCCCAGCAGGGAACCGAGUGGAAGAUAUUCACCGUAUUCACAUCACUGGAGGGGUUGACUGGCCAUAGCGAAGCUGUCAACAGCAGCAGACCUGCUGGUGUGCAGCACGGGGGCCAAGUAGGAAGGACGAACUGGAAAGAGCGUCGCAUUAUAGACGAAAAUUUCGAGGAAAAGCAGCCCUCCGUAUUGGUGGUUGUGACCAAAGGGGCUGGUCAAGGAGGUCUCACCAUCGCAGCACGCCUGAAGAUGCUCAACAUCGAUACAUUGGUCAUUGACCACGAAGAUCGAAUUGGAGACAGCUGGCGCCACAGAUAUCACCAGCUCGUCCUCCACGACCCAGUCUGGUUCGAUCACAUGCCUUACAUUCCAUUCCCUCCCACUUGGCCGAUUUUCACGCCAAAAGACAAGCUGGCUGAUUUUUUCGAGUCCUACGUCAAACUCCUGGAGCUUAAUGUCUGGACUCGGACUGAGUUGAAGUCGUCUUCCUGGGAUGACACUCAGAGAGAAUGGACCGUCGUGCUUGAGCGGAAAAAGGAAGACGGCACCACCGAGACUCGCACGCUACACCCACACCAUGUUAUACAGGCGACUGGGCACUCGGGCAAAAAGAACGCCCCUACCUUCAAAGGAACGGAGAAUUUCAAGGGCGAUCGCAUCUGCCACAGCUCCGAAUUCCCCGGUGCAAGCACAAAGUCAGCUGGCAAGAAAGCUAUCGUGAUCGGGUCCUGCAACUCCGGACACGACAUCGCCCAAGAUUUCUUCGAAAAAGGAUACCAAGUAACAAUGGUUCAGCGGAGCUCUACCUGUGUUGUCUCUUCCGAAUCCAUAACAGACAUCAGCCUGAAAGGCCUGUAUGAAGAAAACGGACCCCCGACCGAGGAGGCGGACCUGUACCUGUGGAGCAUCCCCCUUGAACUAUUCAAAACCCAACAGAUCAAGGUUACGAGAGCCAUGAACCAGAACGACGAAAAAGAUUAUCGAGGGCCUGGAGAAAGCAGGCGCGGAGGUGGCUAUUAUAUUGACAUGGGCGCGAGUCAGCUUAUCAUUGACGGAAAGAUCAAGGGUGAUGAGAUUGUUUUUGCGACAGGUUAUCAGAAUAUGAGGACGCAGGCAAGGCUCAUCUUUGGCGAUGAGGUUGCUGAUCGUGUUGGCGAUGUCUGGGGCCUGGACGCGGAAGGGGAGAUGCGUACAAUCUGGCGCAGGAGUGGUCAUCCCGGGUUUUGGUUUAUGGGCGGAAAUCUUGCGCUCUGUAGGUACUAUUCUCGGCUGCUGGCGUUACAGAUCAAGGCGCUGGAGGUGGGUGCUGCGAAGUAUUAG